UAAAUACCCUUGUUCUGACAUGAAAUGAAAACAAAAGGGUAUUGUGUUGGUAUCUUCACUAUCCCUGCUUCUUCACAUUACUAAUGCAUUAUUUUUGUUUGCAGUAGCAGUUACAGGUAUCAAUUACAAAGAAUGUGUGACGAAGAAGAGAGAGAGUUGGGAAGACAGGAAGCGCCUGGGACUUGUCCGCACUGCGGUGGCAAAGUCCAAGCGGUGGACGUCGAAAGGCGUUGGAGGUGCUGCUGUUUCUUUCCCAUUUGCUUCUCCAUUAAGCGAAAAUAUUGCUGCACCUUAUGUUCUAGGCGUUUGGUCUUGUAUUUCUAGUUUUUUUUUUUUUUUUAAUUAAUUGGAAGGUUAAUUCUAAUUCAGGUUAA
Molecule: messenger RNA, 374 nt
Organism: Gossypium arboreum
Lineage: Eukaryota; Viridiplantae; Streptophyta; Magnoliopsida; Malvales; Malvaceae
Exons: 1
Coding region: 133-324 (63 amino acids)
Source: RefSeq, a predicted model, not a curated record